AUGGUGAAUCUGGAACCCAUGCACCCAGAUAUCAAGAUGAGUGGAGAUGUAGCAGAUUCCACAGUUGCUCGAAGUGCUCUCGGCCAGGUGGAGACAGGAAAUGAUCGAAACGGCUUAGAUUUCAACAGGCAGAUUAAAACCGAGGACCUCAGUGACUCUCUGCAGCAGACCCUCUCUCAUCGGCCAUGCCACCUGAGUCAAGGACCUGCCAUGAUGCCUGGAAACCAAAUGUCUGGGGACGUGGCUUCCCUCCACCCGCUCCAGCAGCUUGUGCUGGUUCCUGGACACCUACAGUCUGUCUCCCAGUUCCUGCUAUCUCAGACCCAGCCUGGGCAGCAAGGUCUGCAGUCAAAUCUUCUCCCCUUUCCACAGCAGCAAAGCUCUCUCCUCCUCCCGCAGACUGGGCCUGGCCUGGCGUCCCAGGCAGUUGGGCGCCCUGGAGUGCCAGAAUCCUCUUUAGAACCGCAUCUGGAAGCAUCCCAGCAUCUCCCAGUCCCCAAGCAUCUCCCCAGCUCUGGAGGAGCUGAUGAGCCCAGUGACCUGGAGGAGCUGGAAAAGUUUGCCAAGACCUUCAAGCAGAGGCGCAUUAAGCUGGGCUUCACACAGGGAGACGUGGGUCUGGCGAUGGGAAAGCUGUAUGGCAACGACUUCAGCCAGACUACCAUCUCCAGAUUUGAGGCUCUAAAUCUGAGCUUCAAGAACAUGUGCAAGCUCAAGCCGCUGCUGGAGAAGUGGCUGAAUGAUGCAGAAUCCUCUCCAUCAGACCCCUCCGUGAGCACCCCCAGCUCUUACCCCACCCUCAGUGAAGUGUUCGGGAGGAAGAGGAAGAAGCGGACCAGCAUCGAGACCAGCAUCCGUCUGACUCUGGAGAAGAGAUUUCAAGAUAACCCCAAACCCAGCUCAGAGGAGAUCUCCAUGAUUGCAGAGCAGUUAUCCAUGGAGAAGGAGGUGGUGAGGGUCUGGUUCUGCAACCGACGCCAAAAGGAGAAGCGAAUCAACUGCCCCGUGGCCACACCCAUCAAAUCACCCAUGUACAGUUCCCGUCUGGUGUCUCCCUCUGGGUCUCUGGGGCCCCUCUCUGUCCCUCCUGUACACAGCACCAUGCCCGGAACAGUAACGUCAUCCUGCUCCUCUGGGAACAACAGCAGGCCUUCGUCUCCUGGCCCAGGACUCCAUGCCAGCAGCCCUACUGCAUCUCAGAAUAACUCCAAAGCGGCUGUGAACUCCUCCACUAGUUUUAACUCUUCAGGAUCUUGGUACCGAUGGAAUCAUCCCACCUACCUCCACUGAGACCAAAAAGUUUCUCCUAUGCCACUGGCCCUGUAUUCCCCACUGGAAGGAAGGGAGUCACGCCUUCUCUGUAUGGACAGAUUACUUUCAGGAGAGUAGAAGAGAAUCUCCACUAUCAAUGAACCCAAAUUCUUGCCUUCUUCAGGAGCAAGGGCCUCUGGAGAUCCAAACUGUGACCAAACCCUGUGCUGCCUCCUAGUGCUCUUGAAACGCACAGCCCUCCUAGGAGGUGACCAUUUUUACCUUCCUUGCCUGUGUCCUUCUCCUCUCAUUCCAAAUAUGUCAGAUGGCUUCACUGCGACAGUGGUCUUUCAAAAAGGACCUCUUGCCAUUAUUCUCCAGCUCAUCUCCAGCUCAUUCUGGGCAUAGCCAUUUGCCUGGUGCCAAACCACCAGAGGGGAGAGAAGGUUUUGACUCUGAACUUAGCCACAAUCUCCGAACUGAUUCUAGAAUCUAUGAAAAGAUUUGAAUCUGAUGUCUCCACCAAAGCUCUGAUGUCUUCUCUGUUCAGCAAAGCUUUCUGACUGAGUCUUCAUGUCACCCUAUUUUCUCUUUAGCCCCGCCCCUUUUCCAGAACCACAUCCAUUCAUGAUUGUGUUCUCCGAAUUCCCUCCUCUUUACAGAACGCUGAGCCACGCUCAGCCCACUGGGCACAUUGCUCUGCCCACAGGUGUUCUUCUGUCUGCUCCGUCUGCCCCAGAGUUCAGGAACGCUUGUUCUUUCUCUCCUUUCCUGUAUUUCUCCUUAUCUUGUCCUCUCUCCCUUCUCCUGGUGCAGAAGGAAGAACACAAACGCACACACGCAACAAUUAUGCUGGCAAAAUACCUGUAUAUAGCCCUAUACUUUUUUUGCAUUAUGUUCUUCUCUCCUUAAUGUGGAAUUUUCCAGCAAAAUGUUUAACUCAGGUGUGAAUUUUGAAGAUCUCUGUAAUAUUUUAUCUUCUUUAACAAAAAAGAAAGAAAGGGAAAGGAAAAAAAUACCAAAGUGUGAAAUACCGUGCUAGCUUCCACAAGAGUUCCCACGUGGGCUGGGAAUCCUUGUUGAUUUCUGCGGGAACAUUCUU
Balaenoptera acutorostrata (minke whale) is the source of this 2353-nucleotide messenger RNA. It is a transcript of the gene POU2F3, whose product is annotated as POU class 2 homeobox 3. Lineage: Eukaryota; Metazoa; Chordata; Mammalia; Artiodactyla; Balaenopteridae. The record is from RefSeq and is a predicted model, not a curated record. Gene Ontology annotation, biological process: regulation of transcription by RNA polymerase II. Bases 1 to 1290 code for a protein of 429 amino acids. The transcript has 13 exons. Gene Ontology annotation, molecular function: RNA polymerase II cis-regulatory region sequence-specific DNA binding; DNA-binding transcription factor activity, RNA polymerase II-specific. Gene Ontology annotation, cellular component: nucleus.